AAAGUACCAAGACAUAUAGCACCUUAGUAGAAGUUCAAAAGAUCUCGUCAAUCUCUUAAUCAAGAUUAUCAUGGCCCCGGUAAACUCUAAUAUCCUCUACUUAGGGCUGAUUCCCUUUGACUGGGAUGAAGAAACCGUGAAACUGGUAGUGUGUGGACUGGGCAACAUCGUAGACGUCCGAUUAGGAUUCGAUUAUGCUGGAAAGAACAAGGGGUACUGCUUCAUUGAAUACCAAACUGUCAGCGAUGCCCAACGAGCCUUGCCUUUACUUUCACAAGUUAUGUUAAUGGGAGGGAAAAGAUUGCGAGUAGAAGCAAGUAAAGAAGGAUUGAAAGGGUCCAAACAAGGUGCAGCUGAGAAGAAACCAGUGUUGAUGUUGUCUAGAACUAAAUUGCCUGAUUAUGUCAAAUUACCCAAUGAAUUGCUAUUAGCCGGUGGCAAUGGUGGUAGAAUAAACUCUCCAGUACCUUCAACCAUACCCAACAUUCCACUUAAUAGAAUGAGUACUGGUCAAAUGCCUGUGAAAUUUACCAAUGCCACCAAGAAUUUCCCACAACCAGUAGCACUCCCAUUUGGAAUACCGGACAAGAUCAAUGAGACAUUGAGUAAGAUUCCCCCAGUCCAACUAAUAGAAUUGAUUGCCACGAUGAAGAAUAGCAGUGGUGCAGGUCCAAUACAUGAAAUUUUACAAGUUUCACCGGAUUUAGCAGCAUGUGCUGCGCAAGCAUUACUCCUCAUGGGAUUUAUUGACGGUGAUGUCAUUAGCGACUCCAUGAAAUCUGCAUCUGCUACUCCACAACCAUUGCAACCACCACCACAACAUACCCCAUUACAAACCACGCCACAACCUUAUAUCAACCAACCUACAUUCCAUGCCCCACCUCCACCAGUUUCCAACCCAUAUGGAACUCCAUAUCAAGGAAAUAUUCCAGCUGCUCCUCCAGUUAACCAACCAUGGUUAUCACAAGAAACACAGGCGAAAUUGGCGGGGGUUCCUCCUGAUCAAAAAGAACUUAUUAUGCAAAUCUUGAGUCUACCUCCAGAUCAAGUAAGGUCGUUGCCUAUUGACAAGCAGGAAAUGAUAAAGAACUUACAGGCAAGGUAUUUAAGCUAAGUAAUAGAAUAAAUGUAACGUUUCAUAAUGCAAAACAUCACCACAUAU
Spathaspora passalidarum NRRL Y-27907 is the source of this 1162-nucleotide messenger RNA. Its product is annotated as cleavage polyadenylation factor subunit. The coding region runs from base 71 to 1114 and encodes 347 amino acids. Lineage: Eukaryota; Fungi; Ascomycota; Pichiomycetes; Serinales; Debaryomycetaceae. Gene Ontology annotation, biological process: mRNA 3'-end processing. Gene Ontology annotation, cellular component: mRNA cleavage and polyadenylation specificity factor complex. The record is from RefSeq and is a predicted model, not a curated record. The transcript has a single exon. Gene Ontology annotation, molecular function: mRNA binding.